AUGACCAUCCAUGCCCCGCCUGCUCCCACUCUCGAGAACCAGGUCGCCUGGACGAGCGAUCCCGUUCCCCGCUCGAAUCCGACACCAAUGCCAACGACACCGGCUUCCACAAUGAGCACCGCCGUCUUGGACUGUCCCGAGGACAGCAACUCGACGGACUGUCUUCUCCGGGCCGUUCUGCGCGUCCUGAAGGAGAGCCAAGACCAAAAAGACAGCAAGUAUGACUGGGACCCCGUCACUUUCGUCUUCACCGUCCUCCUGGGCGUGGCCGCACUCGCGUUCGCCGUCCUCACCAUUGCGCAGGGCCUCGUCGCCGCCAGGAAGGGCGCGAAUGCGGCAACCUGGAUCGCCUUCUUCAAGGUCACCGAGCUGGAAAAGGUCGAACCGCUGAGAAAGACCGAGCCAUCCAAGAAGGACAACCUACCGGUCAAGGCCUGGCUCCUGGAUAGGUUAGGGCUGCAGGAAAAGGCCGAGUCGUCGGAAAACGACUACGGUCUCCGGUCAGCCGUUGCCGAUUUCCUGCCGGACGACCUCGUCGCCGCCCCCGCGUACGCCCAAGGCGGUGUGGUUAUCGCGGCGGCCGCUGCCGUGGGAAUCCAGAGAUGGCCAUUCACCAGGGGCAUCCCCGAACAGCCCGUCAUCAUUGGCCGCUCCUUUCAGUUCGACUUUCGCCAACACCCGAUACUGGGGUCCAUCGGCUCGUUUUCCAACCACCACCCGACGGACGAGACAAUAAAGGUUCCGAGCCCGCACAAGCUCAAGAGCACCAUGCAAUACGCCCUUGGCAUCAUCAAACUCCACGGCUUGUCCCAGUCUGAGGAGGUAAAGAUCAAAGUGAACUUGUUCAGUGACUACGAAUCGUUCAAGGAUCAAAUGGUGAAAGUCGCCGAGGUCACGCAGUCUAUUCAUUCGACGACACCCUUCCAUAGGUUCUACGGGUCGCGUGCCCAUCUCGAAGAACUCGUCACUGUAAAUCACUGUCUCUUCAAGGCGGUCACGCCGGACGACCCUCCCGAGUUGUUCCCGCUCACUUCAUCAAAGCUCACCGUGGACUGUUCGCUCACCACCCUAGCGAUGUGUGGCAAAUACUGGGCAAAGGCAGAUCUCCACGCAUUUGGCAAGUCGGAAUUCGGAAGCUGGCCGACUCUUACUAGUGAAUACCGCCUCCCUUCCUGGCGCCGGUUCGAUUCGGAUGACGAUAUCGACUGGGGUGAAAUCUGCGGCGACACGACCGUGCUUCAGCUGUGCCUCAAGCAGGUGAACAACCCUGACGAGGUUCGCGAGUGGUACGGCAAGGCCGAUCCCGCGACCCAGCAAGAUCUUCGGAGGCGCAUUCUCAAGCAGCUGGGUCUGGUCGACUAUUGGUUAGAGGACCAGGAGGAUGUGGAUUUCCGCACCGGCGACCUUUACAGGACCUACCUGAUGCUUUCGCAUGCGGAGAAGGCGGCGAAAGCCAAGAUCUUCAAUGCUCCAGCAAAGGAAGCCGACUCGGGCGGGUCUCAUGCCAAUGAUAACAGCAAGUUCGCCGCCGCCGCCCGCAGCCGCCAUCUCCCGAUAAUACGGGGGAUCCGCAACCUGAUGGACACUCUGAAGCUUGCCCGAGAGACUCUCGAAGCAAUGCUCAUUCCGGAUGGGGAUGAGGAAUCACCAAUACCUUCAGAGGAUCUUGGUCAUCUAAAGGAGGUUUUUCGCAAGUAUCAAAAGGAAUUGGAUGCCAUUACUGCUCCGUUUUCCGACAUGUCAACAGAAAGUACCCAAAUGCUGGUGGACAGACUAUGCGUGGUAGUGGUCUGUAACUCGGAGCAGGAAGACGGAUGGCGGUUGUGGGACCACUUUUCGCCGCUGAGGGACGACCGGACGAGGGAUGUCGACGAUGUGCUCAUUUUCCGGUUCAUUCUGAUGGUCCUGCUGUUCCAGACUGCCAUUGACAACAGCGAGGUUCUCAACUCCAGUUUGUGGGACAGAGUCAUCCCCAUCAUCUGA
This is a messenger RNA of Colletotrichum higginsianum IMI 349063, 1983 nucleotides long. RefSeq lists its product as uncharacterized. The coding region runs from base 1 to 1983 and encodes 660 amino acids. The record is from RefSeq and is a predicted model, not a curated record. The transcript has 2 exons. Lineage: Eukaryota; Fungi; Ascomycota; Sordariomycetes; Glomerellales; Glomerellaceae.